AUGUCUUCUGGUAACUCCUCCAUCACCGUUGCCUUCUUCGGCGCCACUGGCGGUGUCACCAAUGCCAUCCUGGUCCACACUCUCAAGGCCGGCUACAAAGCGGCAGCUCUCGUGCGCACUCCAGAAAAGCUGCGCAUCCAGCUCACCAACCAAGGACUCGACGAAGCCCUCAUCAACAACCAACUGACUUUCGUCCAAGGCAACGCGCUCGAGGUCGCAGCCGUCAAGCGGACCUUGGCAGCCUCUUCACCCGCUGGCCUCCCCACUCACGUCGUGACAGGUCUCGGUGGCUCCGCCAAGUUGGCAUUCGAUUGGCGCCAUCCAGGCCACAUCGCCGCCCUCGACAACCCCACCAUCUGCGAGACCGCGGCACAAACCCUUCUGACUGCCAUGCACGAGAUCUACGCCGAAAACCCCCACUUGAAAGCCACCAAGCCCCUUUUGACUUUCAUUUCCACCACGGGUAUCACUCGCGGGCCAGAAGACGUGCCUUUGGCCAUGCGUUUUCUUUAUCACCAGGCCCUUGCCGUGCCGCACGUAGACAAGAAGAAGAUGGAAGACUUGUACCGUGGAGAUGCGGAAAAGGAGGAUUCGGCAUUCCGCAACAUCGUGGGCAUUCGACCUACUUUGCUCGCUGGGGGUGUCUCGUACACUGAUGCUGCGGGUCUCGAUCAGGUCAGGACUGGUACCGAACCUCAUCCGGCUUUGGGAUAUACCAUCAAGAGAGCGGAUGUCGGACAUUGGGUCUUUGAGAAUAUCAUCAACGAGGGAACGAGGAUGAAGAAGUGGGAGGGCGAAAUGAUCACUUUGACCAGCUAA
Molecule: messenger RNA, 819 nt
Organism: Rhinocladiella mackenziei CBS 650.93
Lineage: Eukaryota; Fungi; Ascomycota; Eurotiomycetes; Chaetothyriales; Herpotrichiellaceae
Exons: 1
Coding region: 1-819 (272 amino acids)
Source: RefSeq, a predicted model, not a curated record